Molecule: messenger RNA, 2194 nt
Organism: Synchiropus splendidus (mandarinfish)
Lineage: Eukaryota; Metazoa; Chordata; Actinopteri; Syngnathiformes; Callionymidae
Gene: primpol
Product: primase and polymerase (DNA-directed)
Exons: 15
Coding region: 88-1620 (510 amino acids)
Biological process (GO): mitochondrial DNA replication; response to UV; error-prone translesion synthesis
Cellular component (GO): mitochondrial matrix; nucleus
Molecular function (GO): DNA-directed DNA polymerase activity; chromatin binding
Source: RefSeq, a predicted model, not a curated record
CGUCAGCGAGUCCAGAGAGUCGAGUCGUCGUCGGAAGCGUUUUAAUUUUUAUUCUUAAAGCUCCUGCGGGUCAGGCUGCAAGUGAGGAUGGAGAGCUGGAGAGACCGACUGAAAAGGGUUGAGCAGCUCGCAGAGUGCUUCCAGCAGAAGCCUCUAUCGAGCCGGUACCGACCUCGACUCUGGCUGUGCCAACCUUCCUCUGUGUGGAAACUUUUCCCUCGACAAAGUCUGGCUAUCAGCUUCGCUCAGAGCUGCAAAGAGUCUGUCCAUGUUUUUGCACUUGAAAAGGAAAACACCUCUGCGGGUCAGAGGAUCUUCCUGGUCACCAGUUACAGUGAGCUGUGGCAUUACUACCGGACGUUCAGGCGGUCCCUGAUGCACUGCUAUGAGGUGAUACCAGAGGGCGCUGUUUGUAAACUUUACUUUGACUUGGAGUUUCACAAACCGUCCAACAAAGAUGCCGAUGGGAUUCAAAUGGUGUCAUUACUCAUUCAGUAUGUUUGUGAGAAGCUGAAGACCAUCUAUGGGCUGGAAUGUUCUGCCAGAGAUGUCCUGAAUCUUGACUCCAGCACUGAGGAGAAGUUCAGUCGGCACCUCAUCUUCAAUCUGCACGGCGCAGUUUUCAAAGACAAUACACACGUUGGCGGCUUCAUUCAUGCCAUUCUGCAACAAGUCUUGAGUGACGGCAGAGUGGAAGGGUCAGCGGCUGCAAACAGGAGCGAUGAGCUCGCACCUUCGCAGGCUCCAGACAAUAAGAGGCAAAAACAGGACGACUUGAGCUUCCUGCUGGUGAAGAAUAAAGACGCUCGCGACGCUCUCUUCGUGGAUCUCGGCGUCUACACCAAGAAUAGAAACUUCCGCUUGUAUCGCUCAUCAAAAGUGGGGAAGAACGCAGCGUUCGCUCUGGCUGAAGACAACAGGUUCAUUCCCAAAGCCCAGAAGGGGAUUUCAGCAGAGGAGAGCCUGUUUCUGUCAUCUUUGGUCUGCAACAUCAGCUUCACAGGUCAGAGAAUUCUGACCUGGGACGUUGAAGAGAGGAGGGAGGGGAAGACGAUGAGGCCUGACCCUAAGAAGACAAAUCCAAGUGACGAUUUGCUGAGUGGCUGUGUGUCGUCUCCUCAUCAAGAAGUGGACGACUUCGUCCUCACUCUGGUGAAUAAAGACGGGAUCCAAGGAAAUAUCCGGCGAUGGAACUACUUUGCUGUGGAGCAGCUGCUUGUCUAUGACAUCGGCAGGUAUCGCUGGUGUGAAAACGUCGGGCGCUUCCACAAGAGCAACAACAUCAUGAUCAUUGUGGAUCUGAAGAAGGAAGUUUGGUACCAGAAGUGUCACGACCCGGACUGCAGGAACUUCCGAUCCUCAAGUUACCCGCUGCCACAGGAGAUCAGUGUGGGCUUCCUCCUGAGCCUGGAUGAGGAGGACCAGGCCUAUCUGAUGGAUGAUGCUGGCAACAUCGAGCCCAGUCAGAAUCCAGGUGUCGGGCCGGAGAAGACUGACGACGGCUGGGGGGAGCAGCAGGAUGACCUCGACUGUCUGGAGAGUCUCAACAGCUUUGAGCAAGAUGACGGGAUUUCUGACCAACUCCUGCUGGGAUGUAUGGCGGAUUUUGACGCCCACUAGCAGAGCACCGUUCUGUGGAAACACGAGCGGCGUCAGCCGCUGUCCACCGACUCUGCAGUCCAGUUCCACUCACAGGAAGCCACUUUCCAACGUCGCCAGUGUGCAGCCAGCCGUCCUUGUCCAGCGCUUCAGCAGUCCUCUCGGGGUCACCCAGGUACCCCUGAAACACAUUUGGUCCUUUGACACAAACCUGGGGGUGAGAGAGUCAUUAGUUAUGCUGCAGCUUGCUGAGAGUGUGAAACUACCACCCUGAUUUAGUAACUUUCAAUUAAAAAAACAAAACAAAACAUAUAUAUAUAUAUAUAUAUAUAUAUAUAUAUAUAUAUAUAUAUAUAUAUAUAUAUAUAUAUAUAUAUUUACCAUGGCAAUGGUUGUCACCUUUGAAAUAGUUCCUUUUACUUUAAUUUCUUCACAAAACUGUUUUAACAUUUUACGUUUUGUCUUCAUGAGUUGACUUGCUUUUAAAAAAAAAUCCACAAUUUUUAUUUAUUUAAAUAUGUCAGCACAAAUGUUAAUUUUCUUGUAUUCAUAAUAUUUUGGUGCAAUUCCUCCCCAAAAUACUUUCAAGUUUUAG